GGAGCUAUUAGUACCUUAAUUACUACAAGCUCGGCAGGGUAUCAGAAAGAAAAAUCAAGAUGUACAACAACACUAGGGAACGCGGCAUCCGCCACAACAACAACCCCAACGCUACCACGGCCGGCGCCCCCGGUGGCAUGACCUACGGCCAGUCCGCCGCAUCCGGACCAGCCCCGACAACGGCCGGCCACCACAAGCACGACAUGCUCAACAAAUUGGACCCGCGCGUCGACAGCACCCACGACAGACAGCCCAUGACCCAGGCGAGCUCCAACAUUCCCGAGGGCACCUACGGACCACACUCCUCCCGCCUCGCCAACGCUCUCGACCCCCGCGUCGAUUCGGACCUGGACAGCACGCGCGCCGGGCGGUCCCAGCUCGCGGGCGCCGAGGGCAGUCUCAGCGGAGGCACGACGGGCACGACGGGCACGAUGGGAGCAGCGGGAACGGCCGGGGGGUACGGCGUGGCGCCCGAGGGCACGUACGGCACGCACUCGUCGCGGCUCGCCAACGCGCUGGACCCGCGCGUCGACUCGGACCGCGACCGCGACCGCGACCGCGGCUUAGGCGGGCCAGGGACCGCCGGCCCCCCGGCCGCCGCUCCUGUUCCUGCGGGCGCCGGCGCGACAGCGACGCGUACUGCCGGGCCGCACAAGUCGGAUCUCAUGAACAAGCUUGACCCACGGGUGGACAGUACCACCGGUGCCUGGAAGGGUGGCACGGGGAGCCGGGGAGCCUAUUAAGACAUUUUCAGCUUUUGUUAACAGAGUUUUGGAGCAAAUGCGGAACCUUUAGGAGGGAAUAGGAUACCAUAUCGUUGUUUGAUUUGAGUUGCAAACGUAUCAUCGUUCAAGGGCGAGAUUGUUAACCGGUUGGGCUUCCUCAUGCGAUCUUGGGAACUUCAAAGAGAUUGACAAGGUACUUGUGCAGAAUGAAUCUGAGUCAAUGACACACCAUUGGGUCGCAAAGUGAUGACGACUCGGAAACAUAU
This is a messenger RNA of Thermothelomyces thermophilus ATCC 42464, 991 nucleotides long. RefSeq lists its product as uncharacterized. NCBI's taxonomy places the organism in Eukaryota, Fungi, Ascomycota, Sordariomycetes, Sordariales, Chaetomiaceae. The transcript has 2 exons. Bases 60 to 743 code for a protein of 227 amino acids. The record is from RefSeq and is a predicted model, not a curated record.